Cicer arietinum (chickpea) is the source of this 779-nucleotide messenger RNA. RefSeq lists its product as uncharacterized. The record is from RefSeq and is a predicted model, not a curated record. NCBI's taxonomy places the organism in Eukaryota, Viridiplantae, Streptophyta, Magnoliopsida, Fabales, Fabaceae.
AAAGACCUACCACACUAUAUAUCUCACUAUAUAUCUCACCAUAACUCACAAUUAACAUAAUAUUUUCCCUUUCUCUCUCUCCCUCAUUCAUUAAGCUCCCAUUUUGCUAUUAUCUAUAUAUAUAUACUUGUCUUUCUUUCAACAAAAAUGGGUAAUUGUCUUGCUCAUUGUAAACCCAUUUCAGGAUCAUGUUACAUAUUUGAUGCUAUGGAAAAACAUGACUUUGAAGUUGUGAGGGUAGCCAAAGAAGAUGGUAAGAUGCUAGAAUUUAGCACACCAAUCCAUGUGAAGGAUAUCUUGACAAAUUUUCCUGCUAAUGAUAUUGGUGUUUCAAAUAAUGCAACGGAGAUUUUAUCACAAGAUUAUGAAUUGAAAGGAGGAAGAUUGUACUAUUUGCUUCCACAUAACAAAGAGACAGAGGCAAAUAGUGGUGAGAUAAAGAGAAUCAAAGUUUUAAUAACGAAGCAGCAACUUCAACAAUUAGUCACUAAACAAAUAACUUUACAGGAUCUAUUAUCAGUUGUUAAAACAGUUGGUGUUCAUUUGCCAACUGAUAGGAAGCCAAUUUUGGAUUCUAUACCUGAAGAAAACAGUUGUUAAAUAUAGAAUGAAUAUAUUUAUGUAUAUUUUUCAUUUUUGAUUUUCUUCUUGUUCAAUCUUUGCUUUCACUUGAUGUGUUAUUGUUCUUUCUUUCUGUAGUUUACACGUUUGUUUUUAACUUGGAAUAGAGGUUAUAAUCCUGCUCCUAAUUAAGAUAUGCACAUAUUUGAUUACUGAUA